This is a messenger RNA of Urocitellus parryii (Arctic ground squirrel), 2369 nucleotides long. It is a transcript of the gene P4ha2, whose product is annotated as prolyl 4-hydroxylase subunit alpha 2. Gene Ontology annotation, biological process: peptidyl-proline hydroxylation to 4-hydroxy-L-proline. Gene Ontology annotation, cellular component: endoplasmic reticulum. Gene Ontology annotation, molecular function: L-ascorbic acid binding; procollagen-proline 4-dioxygenase activity; iron ion binding. Lineage: Eukaryota; Metazoa; Chordata; Mammalia; Rodentia; Sciuridae. The record is from RefSeq and is a predicted model, not a curated record.
CGAGCGGGCCGGGCGACGCCGCAGGAGGUUCUGGAAACGCCGGGAGCGGCGCGUGUCCAGUUACGGAGACCUGAGGUAAUUAGCUAACUAAUUCAACCAACGACCCUUCUGUGCGCCAGAAGCUGCCAGGAGUUGCUAGCCCAAGGGGGCAGACGACUGGAAGAGCGGGAAAAGUCCAGGCCCAGUAUGAUGCUUCCCUCUCUGACCAUGAAACUCCAGGUGUCCACACUGCUGAUGGCCUGGUUUGGUGUCCUGAGCUGCGUGCARGCCGAGUUCUUCACCUCUAUUGGGCACAUGACUGACCURAUUUAUGCAGAGAAAGACCUGGUACAGGCUCUGAAGGAGUACAUCCUUGUGGAGGAAGCCAAGCUCUCCAAGAUUAAGAGCUGGGCCAACAAAAUGGAAGCCCUGACCAGCAAGUCAGCUGCUGACCCAGAGGGCUACUUGGCUCACCCUGUGAAUGCCUAUAAGCUGGUGAAGCGGCUGAACACAGACUGGCCUGCUUUGGAAGACCUAGUCCUGCAGGACUCAGCGGCAGGUUUUAUUGCCAACCUCUCAGUGCAACGGCAAUUCUUCCCCACUGAUGAGGAUGAGUCAGGGGCUGCCAAAGCUUUGAUGAGACUUCAGGACACAUACAAGCUGGACCCAGACACAAUUUCCAGAGGGGAUCUUCCAGGAACCAAGUACCAGGCCAUGCUGAGCGUGGAUGAUUGCUUCGGGAUGGGCCGUUCAGCCUACAAUGAAGGGGACUAUUACCACACGGUGCUGUGGAUGGAGCAGGUGCUAAAGCAACUUGAUGCUGGGGAGGAGGGGACUGUGGCCAAGGCCCAGGCGCUGGACUACCUGAGCUAUGCCGUUUUCCAGUUGGGUGACCUGCACCGUGCUGUGGAGCUCACCCGCCGCCUGCUCUCCCUUGACCCAAGUCAUGAGCGAGCCGGAGGGAAUCUGCGGUACUUUGAGCGGUUGUUGGAGGAAGAAAGGGAAAAACAGUCGCUAAAUCAGACAGAAGCGGUGCUAGAAACCCAGGGAGGCCUCUACGAGAGGCCAGUGGACUACCUGCCUGAGAGGGACGUGUAUGAGAGCCUCUGUCGUGGGGAGGGUGUCAAACUGACACCCCGGAGGCAGAAGAGGCUUUUCUGUAGGUACCACCAUGGCAACAGGGUACCACAGCUGCUCAUCGCCCCCUUCAAAGAGGAGGACGAGUGGGAUAGCCCGCACAUCGUCAGGUACUACGAUGUCAUGUCUGACGAGGAAAUCGAGAGGAUCAAGGAGAUUGCAAAACCCAAACUUGCACGAGCCACAGUUCGUGAUCCCAAGACCGGUGUCCUCACUGUUGCCAGCUACAGGGUUUCCAAAAGCUCAUGGCUAGAAGAAGAUGAUGACCCUGUUGUAGCUCGAGUAAAUCGUCGGAUGCAGCACAUCACAGGGUUAACAGUAAAGACUGCAGAAUUAUUACAGGUUGCAAAUUAUGGAAUGGGAGGACAGUACGAGCCGCACUUUGACUUCUCUAGGCGACCUUUUGACAGCGGCCUCAAAACGGAGGGGAAUAGGUUAGCGACGUUUCUUAACUAUAACCAUGAACAAGAUGUUUUCAAGCAUUUAGGGACUGGGAACCGUGUGGCCACAUUCUUAAACUACAUGAGUGAUGUAGAAGCUGGUGGUGCCACUGUCUUCCCUGAUCUGGGGGCUGCAAUUUGGCCUAAGAAGGGCACAGCUGUAUUUUGGUACAACCUUUUGAGGAGCGGAGAAGGUGACUACCGAACGAGGCAUGCAGCCUGCCCCGUGCUCGUGGGCUGCAAGUGGGUCUCCAAUAAGUGGUUCCAUGAACGAGGACAGGAGUUCUUGAGGCCUUGUGGAACAACAGAAGUUGACUGACAUCCUUCUCUGCCCUUCUCCUUCUGGCCCCACAGCCCAAGUCAUCUUCCAGCUCAGCAUGACAGAUCCCUUUGUAUGUUCCAACUCCUAUCAGGCGGGUCUUUGGAAGAGUCAAUGUUUGUUUGGCGUGGAGAGAGUGUACUGGGCUGGGUCCUGCGUGACCUCAGUCCCAGCCUCUGCAUUCAGCCUGUGCCCUCUCUGGCCCCAAAGAUAGCAUUGGAACAGCUGCAGCAGAGCCAGGCUGUCUAGCACCUAGCAAGGUGCCUUUGUACCUCAGAUGUUUUAGAUGUGAGAUGUUUCAUUGAACCAAAGUUCUGAUACCUUGUUUACAUGUUUAUUUUUAUGRUAUUUUUAUCAGUUGUGAUUUUAACCAAAAAAAUAAAAUAUCCCUGCCGGAAGCCUUAAAGAGCCUUAUUUGGAAUAUUCUUUUAAGACCUGGGAGCUUUUACCAUAUUCCCCAUUUUGUAUGUGUUGCCUUGGUGCAGGCCGAGUCU